This is a messenger RNA of Talaromyces stipitatus ATCC 10500, 942 nucleotides long. RefSeq lists its product as uncharacterized. The coding region runs from base 1 to 942 and encodes 313 amino acids. NCBI's taxonomy places the organism in Eukaryota, Fungi, Ascomycota, Eurotiomycetes, Eurotiales, Trichocomaceae. The record is from RefSeq and is a predicted model, not a curated record. The transcript is spliced from 2 exons.
AUGCAAGAACCCAGCGAGACCGAUACUCUCCUCCCCCAUCACAGGAACAAUGGCAAAAACUCAGCCCUCAAAAGAUUGCUACACCACCUCAACACUCCCCUCUCCACUCAUCACACCGACCUGAUCCUCCUUUACUGCUACAUAAUCACCGGUCUACUCGACAGCUCCGCUGUUUUUAUUUGGGGAUCCUUUGUGAGCAUGCAAACCGGUAAUACAGUCUAUUUAGGACUCGGUUUAGCAUCGCAAUCGAGUCAGAGCACCGGAGGAGGAGGCGGAGGUGAAGACGACCGCUGGAUCAAAUCCGGUAUAUCAAUAGCCAGCUUCUGUUUUGGGUCGCUGUGUUUCGGCGCGUUCCAUCGAACAUUCUCCCCGAGAAAGAGAUGGGUUCUCAUGGCCAGUUUCGCUAUUCAAAUGGCUUGUAUCGUCUGUGCGGCGACGAUAGUUAGUCUGGAACGGCCAUCUAAACAUUCCCCCUUGACAUGGCGGGUAUCCGUCCCGUUGGCCAUGGUGGCUUUUCAGAGUAGUGGACAAGCCGUUAUUAGUCGGGUUCUCAAACUUGGUGGGUUGUCGAGUGUGGUUUUGACGAGCGUUUAUUGUGAUUUGUUUUCGCAUGCGGAGUUCCUGUCUGGAGUAGCAUUUAGGAAGGAUGUCGAAGAGAGGAGGAGGUUUGGAGCGGUUGUCUGUUUGUUGUUUGGUGCUGUUAUGGGAGGGGUUUGGGCAAAGAGUGAAAUUGGCUUGAUGGGGGCGUUGUGGACGGCGGUUGGGUUGAAGGUGGUUAUUAUUGUGGCGUGGUUGGUUUGGAGGGAGGAUAGAGGCCCCUUCCGCGCAUGGCAGGAUCAAUUCCAACUUGGCCCCAUGAACAAGUUGAUCAUUCCGAAGCCUUAUCUCCAUUUUGGCUCCAAGAUAUUCAUUAAAUUUUCUUUUCCCAUUGCAAAGGCUUGA